UACGUCACAUUUAUGCUAGAUGGGGCUUUAUUAACACCUUAUGACGUGGUUAGGGAUAGGUUUUAAUUCAUUUUUCAUUGACAGCGACUACAAUUAGGAUUUAUGUGGUUCUGUGCUGGCCCUUUUAAAGGCGGAGUCAGGGAGUGUGAAUAGUGGUGAAUCAGAUCACAUGAGCUCAUUCAGCGCUAUAGUGCGGUGUGCUGCGAGCUGCUAUGGAGCGCUACAAGGAGGUGAAGGUGCACGGCUAUGAGGAGUAUUGCCGGGAGGUGGAGAAGCACAAGGGGAAGGUGGUGGUCGCCCUGUUCUGUGGGGAUAAGACUGAGGAGGGGGUGAGCUGGUGCCCGGACUGUGUGAAAGCUGAGCCGGUUGUGCGCAAAGAGCUGACACAUCUCCCUGAAGGGGCUGUAUUUAUAUACUGUCAAGUUGGAGAGAGAGCUUACUGGAAAGAUCCGAACAAUGAAUUCAAAAGAAUCCUAAAGCUGACCGGUGUCCCCACUCUUCUCAAGGUUGGAACACCACAGAAAUUGACAGAAGAUGAGUGCCUGAAGUCUGAUCUGAUUGAGAUGCUGUUCAGUGAAGAUUAGGAAAUCCUCGGAGAAUAUCUUAUACAUGGAAGAUCAGUGUUGGGUGACAAGUGUGGAAAAUGGAGUUUUAAUCACAUUCCGGAUCUGGUUGUCCUCCAAUUGUUGUUCUUGUUGUUCUUCAAUGAUUUCAACUAAUUCAAUUAAACUAUUUUCUAGUUAUGGCUUCUAGU
Molecule: messenger RNA, 754 nt
Organism: Hyla sarda
Lineage: Eukaryota; Metazoa; Chordata; Amphibia; Anura; Hylidae
Gene: TXNDC17
Product: thioredoxin domain containing 17
Exons: 4
Coding region: 213-584 (123 amino acids)
Cellular component (GO): cytosol
Molecular function (GO): protein-disulfide reductase [NAD(P)H] activity
Source: RefSeq, a predicted model, not a curated record